AUGUCGACCAACGGAGAAUUAGUAGCUUCAAUUGAAGCUCUCCUCGCAGAAGCUAAAUCAUACAAUGAAGAGCAACCAGAUCGUGUGGUGCGAGCUAAGAUGCUUGGCAUGGUAGAAGCGCUGCACUACCGACUGGAAAGCCCAGCGGAAGCUAUGUUCAGACAGCUCACCAAUUAUUCGGAAACAUCAGCUGUCCGAACUUUACGCCAAAUGGGAGUCUUGGACAAAAUACCCCGCCAGGAGCCAAUUACAGCCAAGCAACUCGCUAUUGUCACGGGGAAGAAUGAAGAAGUACUGUCUCGAUUAAUGCGAAUCUUGACCUCAACCGGAAUCCUAAAAUCGCACGGCGCCGAUACAUUCUCCCAUACACCCCUCUCCCUAGCAUACCUCGACACCCCAGAAGUCGAAUUCUGGGACCUAUGCGUCGAUGAAAUCGCCCCCGUAGCCUACUCCCUACCCGGCUACAUGACAACCCACAAACCCGACUCGAUCCUCAACCCGCGCCUCUCACCCUACUCAUGGGCCAACAACUCCGAAGGCAAAGUAUUCUACGAAGUGCUGCUCGACCAUCCGGACCGGUUAAAGCGCUUCAACACCGCCAUGACGACGCAGGAAAACGCGUUACCUGUCCUCGGCAUGUUCCCCUUUGCUUCCUUGCUGGAUAAAAGUGCAGAUCACGACCGACCGUUUAUUGUCGAUGUAGCGGGUGGGAAGGGUCAGAGUUUACUGCAGAUUAAGAAGGAGCUUGAGGCUGCGGGCGGAGAUAUGGGGCGGGGGAGAGUCAUUUUGCAGGAUCGGAAGGCGGUUCUGGAUGCGGUGCCUGAUGAGCAGUUGUUGGGGAUUGAGAAGAUGAUUAUUGAUUUCUUUGAACCGCAGCCUGUUAAGAAUGCGCAGAUCUACUACCUCCGCCGUAUAAUGCACAACUGGCAAGACGCCGAAUGCCUCACGAUCCUACACAACAUCGCCUCAGCCAUGGCUCCGGACUCGCGUCUCCUAAUCGGCGAAAUGGUCGUCCCAGAAAAGCCUGAAGGAGUCGAUAAAACGGUGUAUUGGAUGGAUCUCUGCAUGCUGAUUAUUGGCGGGAAGGAGAGGUCGCAGAAAGAGUUCUCGGAGUUGCUAGAUUCGGCUGGGUUGAGGUUGGUGAAGAUCUGGAGGCAGAUGGUGGGCAGUCAGACUGUUAUUGAGUGUUUGCUAAAGUGA
Mollisia scopiformis is the source of this 1200-nucleotide messenger RNA. RefSeq names its product o-methyltransferase-like protein. Gene Ontology annotation, molecular function: O-methyltransferase activity. Bases 1 to 1200 code for a protein of 399 amino acids. The transcript has 5 exons. The record is from RefSeq and is a predicted model, not a curated record. Lineage: Eukaryota; Fungi; Ascomycota; Leotiomycetes; Helotiales; Mollisiaceae.